Molecule: messenger RNA, 3852 nt
Organism: Haliotis rufescens (red abalone)
Lineage: Eukaryota; Metazoa; Mollusca; Gastropoda; Lepetellida; Haliotidae
Product: ankyrin repeat domain-containing protein 50-like
Exons: 10
Coding region: 7-2151 (714 amino acids)
Molecular function (GO): protein binding
Source: RefSeq, a predicted model, not a curated record
AUCAAAAUGGCUGCCACCAGUAGAAUUUCGUCAAGAAGUAACGGUGAGAAAAUAUCUGCCUACGAGAAAAGGGAAAUAAGAAGACGAAUUCGUAAAUUACAAGACACAAUUUCUGAAAAUAAGAUUGAAGUAGUCAAAGAAAUAAUAGCAGGAGACAUUGAUGUUGAUUUUUACUACAGAGGCCAAACAGCAUUACAGCUAGCAGUCCGAGAAGGCCAUUUUGAAAUAUGCCGUCUGCUGAUAGCGAAAGGAGCAGACGUCAACAAAACAGAUGCAGAAAUGAACUCACUAUUGAACAGUGCAUGUUGGAGAGGUCAUGGGGAUGUUGCACGGUUGCUCAUAGAAAGUAGAGCCAGUGUUGACCUUUGUAAUGAUAAUGGUUCCUCUCCCUUGAACGUUUGUGCCCUGAAAGGCCGGGAGGAUAUCUUGAGGUUUUUGAUACAAGCUAAGUGUGACCUUGAUCUUUGGAACAGCCGUGGUCAGACAGCAUUGUUUACAUCAGUGCAGCAGGGAAAUGUUGAAAUCAUGAAGAUUCUUCUUGAGGCAGGGUGCUGUAAAAACACCAGUGAUCAGUCCAACAGGACCCCUCUUAUCCUCGCCGCUGGUCAAGGUGACAUCGAAGCAACAAGCAUCCUGCUGCAUUCAGGCUGUGACAUCAACAGACAAGACCGACUUGGGCAGACCGCCCUGUACCACUGCGCGACCCAGGGUCACCUUGACGUAGCUUUGGCCCUCAUCACCGCAGGAGCAGACGUCAACAUAGCCACCAUUAAAGGAUUCACUCCUCUUCUUGAUUCCAUCCGAAACAAUCACAUUGAAGUUGCAAAGGCGUUGAUCGAAGCAAGGUGUAACAUCAACUUGAAAGACAGACUUCAUCACGCUCCUAUACAUGAGGCCAUCAGACAAGUGUCCCAGUAUUUUGGAGAUCCAGGAAAGCCCUCCAUCAACAUCGUGGAGCUGCUGGUGUCAGCGGGAGCAGACCUCAGUAUCUGUGACACCGAGGGCUGGACUCCGCUCUACCAGGCUGCUUCCAGUGGAGACCUUGAAAUAACAAAGCUGUUAUUAAACAAUGGUGCUUCCUUGGAAGUCUCGACAACAGCAGGGGAGACAAUUCUUCACGGCGGCGUGUAUGGAAAUAACCCUGACAUUGUGGAACUUCUGAUCCAAUCAGGUUGCAAGGUCAACCAGGUGAACUCCCAAGGUCAACACCCUCUCAUGGCAGCUGUUGUGUCAAGGUCACAUAAAUCGAUAGUGAAGGCCCUGAUUGCAGCAGGCAGUGACCUGAAUCUCCCAGAGAACACUGAGCAGCAAAGCCCGCUCCAUGCCACCGUCCAUCACCACCAUCACGAGGCUGCCAUCCUGCUCAUUGACGCUGGUUGUGACAUCAACUGUGUGAACACUCGACACCAGACCCCACUACAUAAUGCUUGUGAGAAAGGCAAGACAGACAUCGUAGCUCAUAUCCUGAAACAGACGCGUCUCAACCGAGAUGACAUCAAGACGAUCGCCCUCCCCCUCCAUGCUGCAGCGGUAAAUGGCCACGUGAACAUCGUUCAGAUGCUGGUGGAGGCCAAUUUCAACAUCGACCAGCUGAACGAUGGCGGCCUCACUGCACUGCAAGCCGGGAUUCAGGAAAACAAAUACUCUGUGAGCAAGACCUUGCUGCAGUAUGGCUGCGAUGUCGACGCCCAUGCCAAGGCAAAACGACUCAUGAAGUGCUGUCUCCUGCAGGAUGACCCACAUCCACACUUUGCCCUUGAACCCCUCUUCCUGGCCUUGACCCACAAGGACCUUGACCUUAUGCAACUGCUGCUCCAGUUCUAUAUCCAUAUGCCCUUCAAGGUCAUUAAAAUGCUGAAUCAUAUUCUCAAACAGUCCCAAGAACUCAAGUUCCAUUACAGCGCCCAGAGUAAGAAGAACAUCCUUGAGUUCUUUUCUCAAGCUUUGAAACAACCCAGACUCCUUCAGGAGAUCUGUCGAUGCAACAUCCGAGCUGUUUUGGGGUCAAGGCCACAGGUCAAGGUCAUGACCCUACCCAUUGCAAAUAAACUGAAAAAUUACAUUUUGAUGACAGACACUUUCUUGACAUUGGAGGAACAGGAAAAGAUAGAGGAGGAUCAGCUUGAUCAUAAUGGGUUCGUCACUGUGUAAGGGGAUUUCAGUGAAGAGGUCCGUUUAUAAUUUAUGGUGCUACUUAAUGUUGUAGAUUUACUGGUGCUCAAAAUCAACACAUUAUACUUGGAUAGUAUCUUCAUUAGAACAAGGUUGUGUGUGUGAUGUUAUAUCAUGUAACCCUGGUCAGUAUAUCUUCGUUUGUCAGUUGGGUUAUUUACUCACAUGUAUCAUCUUUCCAUGCUGAAAUACAGAAGUCAAAAACUCUGUCCGUAAUGAACAAAAUGCCAAAGAUUUUUCUUUCUUUUUCCGCAAUGUAGAACGAUGAAACAAGGCUGGAAUAUUUACAUACAGAAUCCUACUUUUGUGAUCAAUGAUCAUGUUGUUUAUGUUUGAAUGAAAACUGUUAUCUCGCCGUUGUUUACCAACAAGCCUAACUAUGUCAGGAAACUACACAGCAUGUAGAUAUAUGUACAUUUAGAAUAUAUCAGGAAUUAGAUUUCUCUAGGUUUACAUCUUUGUGAAAUGUAGCAGGGCGUGGAGUCAUCUUUGGUCUGUGAACAAGGCGUCUGACCUCAGAUCAGAAGGUAUGAAGUUCGAAUCCCAUCACAGUACUAGGAAAUAUUAUGGCAGCUACAAAAACAACACUCUUUCAAUGCAUAUUGAGCAAAAGGAGAACAAGUUGCUGUACUUUGGUAUCAGUUGAUGUUGUACUCAUGCUGGGAUGUCCUCCAACACUGUUGCUGUAUCCACUGCAGUUAAUUUACUAGCUGGUUGACAAAUGUGUCAGUUUUAUGUUUCUCAGUUACCUUGUGUUCAUAUUGGUGAUAUUUUCAUCUUAAGCAGGGCAUAAGAAUGUUGAUGCUUUAGAUAUUGUUUGUACAGUGAGAAAGACACACGUCAGAUUUGUUUGUUUUUUGUUUAACGCCACACUCAGCAAUAUUCAAGUUAUAUGACGGCGGUCAGUAAAUAAUCGAGUCUGGACCAGACAAUCCAGUGAUUGACAUCAUGAGCAUCGAUCCACGCAAUUGGGAUAUGAUCAUCAACCAAGUCAGCAAGCCUGACCACCCAAUCCUGUGAUUACAGCAAUCAGAAUGUCUAUGGGAGUGUUUAAUAUUUUUUUUUAACAUUUCAGAAAGCAUUUCUUGUUUAUUGCUUCUGUUAAAAGGAGGGAUUUUGGUCAUUGUGCAUUCUAUUGCGCUACUUAGCAAUGAGUCAAAUAUGAAACAUACUGCAUGGGGAUGCAAGGAAAUCAGUCGUCAUGCUUACCAUGAUGGUAGCCUAGUGGUUAAAGAGUUUACUCGUCACGCUGAGGCCCCAUUCACCUGAUUGGUGCAAUGUGGGAAGCCCGCCAUGGCGUCCGCAGCGUGAUAUUGCUAAAAGUGGUGUAAAACCAGACUCACACCUUAAAAGAAUGUCACUUGGAAAAGACCUGUUGUAAAGUUGGAGUACAAUUGAGUCAGCUGUGUAUCAUUGACGAUUUCACCUUGGCCUCUGGCUAUGAAUCUGACUGACACAGAGUACAUUGUCCGAGCAUACAGGUACAUGGUAGUUGGAACUGCUCUAUAAAGAACAACAUCCUACCAGCAUGUACCAGUUAUGCUCAUGAACUCAUCUUCAUGGUUUGGUUUGGUUUGUUGUUUCAACGCCGCAAUUAGCAAUAUUCCAGCUAUAUGACAGUGGUCUGUAAAUAAUCGAGUCUGAACCAGACAAUCCAGUGAUUGGUAUCAUGAGCAUCGA